AGCGCUUAACGAUAAAUCUCCACCCUACAUAUCAGAGCUCUUAUCUCAGCAUAGACCAACACGCAGUCUCAGAUCAGCAGAUCAAGCAUUGCUGACAGAAUCUCUCAGCCACACAACUUGGGGUGACAGAGCCUUCUACAUCUCUGGACCAAAGCUGUGGAAUAGCCUUCCUCAAUUUAUCAGGAGAGCAGAGACCCAAUCAACUUUUGAGUCUUACCUGAAGACUUUUCUGUUCCCCACUCCAACAUUAUUGCAAGAAUAACUCAAUUGUAGCAUUACUAGGACAGUACUUGAACUGAAUGAUGAUCCUAAGCACUGUUUAAAGACAUUGAAAUUUGUGAGAUAUUUCCUAUUUUUGAGCAAGCGCCAUGAGCGCCCAGCUGAGGCGGAUACCGGCGCUAUACAAGAACCCAUCAUCAUCAUCAUCAUCAAUUGUCUGCACCGUUAAAUCAAAGCCCGUAAUCUGUAACUUUAGCCCCAUCCCAUCAUCAUGAGUCCAGAGUCGUAUGCCGUAUGCGAGAAGCUGAUCCCGCCCACCUACGUGCAGCAAGGCAGAGAAUCUCGCAGGGUUCGAGAGAAUAAGGUAAGGCAUCUUCUGGAGCAGAGGAAAUGGCCGGAGGAUGGCUGGGACGAAGAAACCAUCGAGCUUCUCCUUCGAGAGCUCUCUGUAAUGGAUAGCAAUAACUUCCAAGGGAACUGCGGAGUGGGAGAGAGGGAAGGCCGUGUUGCUUCGGAAGCAGUCAGGAGACGGCAUUAUGGUUUAGCUCAUGGCAUUGGGCGAUCCGGAGACAUCACAGCCAUCCAACCAAAGGCUGCUGGUUCAAGUAUCCUGUCAAAACUCACCAACUCUAUGGCUCUUGAUGUUCUACACAUGGCAGGAGUUAGGAGUGCAGCUUCAUGCUUUGUAGUUCCCAUGGCGACAGGUAUGAGCCUCGUCCUUUGUUUCCUGACACUAAGGCAGCAGAGACCUAGAGGACGAUUCAUCAUCUGGCCUCGCAUCGACCAAAAAUCCUGCUUCAAGGCUAUCGCAACGGCAGGAUUUGAAUCCGUUGUCAUCGAGAACAAGCUUGAAGGAGAUGAACUCAGGACGGACAUCGAAGCUGUGUCUGCAAAGAUCAAAGAGCUUGGAGCGGAUGAAGUCCUUGCGGUGUUCUCCACAACAAGUUGCUUUGCACCGCGGGUUCCGGACAGACUUGAAGAACUCGCAACGCUCUGUAAGGAGAAGGAUAUCCCUCAUGUCGUCAACAACGCCUAUGGUGUCCAGUCGUCAAAGUGCAUGCACUUGAUACAGGAAGCAUCGCGGGUGGGCAGAGUGGACGCCUUUGUGCAAAGCACCGAUAAAAACUUCAUGGUACCGGUCGGUGGUUCCAUCAUUGCAGGGUUUGAUCGAGAGUUUAUUGACAAGGUCGGGCAGACGUAUCCAGGUCGAGCCUCGGCGUCACCAUCUACUGAUCUCUUCAUCACUUUACUUUCACUUGGAUCCAAGGGUUACAAGAAUCUCCUCAAGGAAAGGAAGGAAUUGUUCACAUUUCUGCACGAGGAACUGGCAAAAGUCGCAGAGAAGUACGGGGAGCGAUUACUGCAUACACCGCACAACCCAAUCUCCAUGGCAAUGACAGUAAACAAACAUGAUGUUGAUGACGGAAAAGCUUUGACAGAGCUUGGCUCAAUGCUGUUCACAAGAUGUGUUUCAGGUGCUAGGGUCGUCCCACAAGGUGUCUCAAAGGAGAUUAAUGGUCAUCCCUUCCAAGGUUUCGGCUCCCAUUCAAACGCCUACCCGUCUGCGUACUUGACAGCCGCUGCAGCCAUCGGCAUGACAAGAGAGGAUGUGAAACUCUUCAUCAAGCGGUUGGACAAGACAUUAUUGAAAUGGAAAGGCAGUAAGGUUGUAAACAAUGGACAUUGAUGACAAUGAAAGUGAUUAUUGUGGAGCUCACCUGAGGAACAGAGGAUCAUCAGUUAGAAUUCCAGCAGUGGCGUAAUUUCCUUCAGCGAGAAAUCAAUCUACAUCGAGGGAUUGGUACCCGGUCAUAUCUUCCAAGGUUUCGGCUUCCAUUCUAACGCCUACCCGUCUGCGUACUUGACAGCCGCUGCAGCCAUUGGCAUGACAAGAGAGGAUGUGAAACUCUUCAUCAAGCGGUUGGACAAGACGUUAUCGAAAUGGAAAGGCAGUAAGGUUGUAAACAAUGGACAUUGAUGAUAAUGAAAGUAAAGACAAUGAAAGUGAUUGUUGUGGAGCGUUCUGGUAUAGUGGUUCGGACGCUCACCUUAGGAACAGAGGAUCAUCAGUUAGAAUUCCAGCAGUGGCGUAAUUUCCUUCAGCGAGAAAUCAAUCUACAUCGAGCGAUUGGUACCCGGUAGGAAUAAUUCCUUGAAUGCUCUAACUGCCUUUUUCAGCUGGAGCUAAAGCCAGGGUAAUGUUGUGUGCAAGUACCGAAUAAGCAACAAGGUAAUCUGAGCCCUAUGAAUGCUACUGUACAUGUAUAACUAUUUGUUGUGAUACAUGUAGGUCUCAUUGGUGAAUUGCCACGUGGCCCAAACCAAUUUUUUCUACUCCCUGUUUGGUCUCAUCCAACAUGGUCUAAUCCUAGUUCCACCAUUGGGUCUAAUUUCUAGUUUGGCCCUACCCAUUUUGUCUAAUAUCUACUUCAUGUUAUUGUGGUUAACAAUCACUGCCAACCACAUGUCUCCUCAGAGUAGCAUUGAUUAGUGAUGUGCAGGUAGACCACCUACACUAGGGUUCCCCCCCCCCCCCCUUAUACUCGCAUGUGAAUAGUGCAGUGGGUUUACAACAUCUAAAGGUGGCGACUCUCCUCUAUACAGGACCUUUGUUUUUACAUCCUAUCCAAGGGUUAGAACAAUCAUGUUAAUGAGAGGAAAGAUAAUAAAGGAAAAAGGUAAUUUAUCGUGAAGGAAGCUUGAAACUUGAUCAUGAAAUUAAUCAAAGCAGAAAGGCAAGAUCUUAUGAAUGAAAAUAAAGGUGAAUGAGUCAGGAUCAUUCAUGAAAUUGAUUUUUUGUGAUGUCUUAAUGAGACAUCGAACUCAAAAGGCAAUAAUAAUCUAAAGAUCAUAUUAAUUGAGAAAAGAUCAUAUUAAGUAAGAAAAGAUGACGGUUAUUUUUGUCUCACCUGCGAAGCAGAGUGAGACUAUAGGCGCCGCUUUUCCGACGGCGGCGGCGUCAACACCAAAUCUUAACUGAAGGUUAAGUUUUUGAAAUGACAGCAUAACUUAGAAAGUAUAUGGAUCUAGUUCAUGAAACUUGGCCAUAAGGUUAAUGAAGUAUUACUGAACAUCCUGCCUGAGUUUCGGGUCACAUGAUCAAGGGCAAAGGUCAUUUAGGGUCAAUGAACUUUGGCCAAGUUGGGGGUAUCUGUUGAAUUACCAUCAUAACUUUGAAAGUUUAUGGAUCUGAUUCUUGAAACUUGGACAUAAGAGUAAUCCAGUAUCACUGAACAUCCUGUGCAAUUUUUUAGGUAACAUGAUCAAGGUCAUUUAAGGUCAACAAACUUUGGCCAAGUUGGGGGUAUUAAUAAUAAUAAUAAUAAUAAUACACAGUUCUUGUAUAGCGCAUAUCACAAUUAUGAAUAAUGUCUCUAUGCGCUUCCAAAGGACUUGGAUAUUAUUACCCCAGCUGUAGCUUGGCAGCCGUAAUUACUAAGAUUACAGCGCACACGCAUUUCAAGGAAUAAAUUCCUGCCAGGUUCCCAUUCACCUCACCUGGGUUAAGUGCAGCACAAUGUGGAUAAAUUUCUUGCCAAAGGAAAUUACGCCAUGGCUGGGAUUCAAACCCAAGACUCCGGAGACUAAUCCACUGGGCCACAACGCACCGUCAUAACUUUGAAAGUUUAUGGAUCUGUUUCAUGAAACUUGGACAUAAGAGUAAUCAAGUAUCAUUGAACAUCCUGUACGAGUUUCAGGUCACAUGAUCAAGGUCAAAGGUCAAUGAACUUUGGCCAUGUUGGGGGUAUCUGUUAAAUUACCAUCGUAACUUUGAAUGUUUAUGGAUCUGAUUCAUGAAACUUGGACAUAAGAGUAAUCAGGUAUCAUUGAACAUCCUGUGAGAGUUUCAGGUCACAUGAUCAAGGUCAAAGGUCAUUUAAGGUCAACAAACUUUGGCCAAGUUGGGGGUAUUUGUUGAAUUACCAUCAUGACUUUGAAAGUUAAUGGAUCUGAUUCAUGAAACUUGGACAUAAGAGUAAUCAAGUAUCAUUGAACAUCCUGUGCAAGUUUCAGGUCACAUGAACAAAGUCAAAGGUAAUUUAAGGUCAUUGAACUCUGGCCAUUUUGGAGGUAAUUAUUAGAUUGCUGUCAUAACUUUCAAAGUUUAUAGAUAUUGUUUAUAAAAUGUGGAUAUAGGGGUAAUCAAGUAUCACUGACAAGUCUUAGGUCGCAUGAUCAAGGUCAAAUGUCAUUUAUUGUCAAUGAACGUAGUAUUGUAUCAUUAUAUGAAUGGUGUUUUUUGUGAAUAAUUAUUCUAUAGUAGUUUUCAAAAUCAGCACUGCUGCUAUAUUGAAUCGCGCGAUGCAGGUGAGACUGCCAGAGGCGCUCCACUUGGUUUUUUUUUUAUACUGGUAGCCGGAGGCCUUUAAUACCUCAUGCUUGGCUGUCAUAAUAAUGCAAUCAGAAGACUCGAGAAGAAAUGAAAAUAUUAAGAUAGGAGAUAGAGAUAGAUGGAGAGAGAAAGAGAGCGACAAACAAAACAAAUGUGACCACAAAAACCCACAAAAAGUCGCAGUGUGAUUUUCAAUUGGAGCCAAUUAAAAGUAUUUUGGUCAGAAUGUUUAAGUUUCAGAUUUUCGUGUUUUCCAGGCAUGAUAUUCUUCCAAUUUAAAUUUCACAUUUUUUUUACGUGGAAAUCCUUUGCCCAAGAGCACUCUCAUGCUCUCUUUUACUGCUUUUUUAAGUCAAAUGAUAAAACUAUCAUUUAUGAUAGCUUAUAACUUAUGAUUUCUUUACAAUGCAAGAGCUUCGUUUUCUGAAAGAGUAUAGUCUCCCCUAUUUAACUGUAAAAAUGUGGAUAUACCAAUUGAAGCUAAGUGUAAUUUUUGAGUGUUUUUAUUAGACCCACAUGACUUGUAUUUUCAUCUUUUUGGGUUAAGUGUAAUCAUGUUUUUGUUUUCACAAAGAUCUGAAAAUUCAUCUCUCUUUGAACUCCUAUAAAUUUAAAACAGGAUAACUUCUAACAUUAAUACUUGUUCAAACUAAUGGACAGGAUGUACCUACAUGUAUGUAAUUAGUGUGUGAACUUUGGGGGCAAGCUGAUAAUUCCUCUAUCGAAAUUCUAUUGAUUUUUAAUCUUCCUUUUGUCUACAAUACACAAUUGUGGAAGAGUAAUUACUCUGAAUAGACUAGUAAUUUUUAAUCCCCAUUUACUCAAAAGGAGUGCAUGUUCCAUUGUAGCGAACAUUCUCCUUUUGUGUGGGUUAGGAUCAAUCAUUGUGCGUGAGUUAUAUAUCAUUAUAAAGCUUAGAAUCUCCUCUUUCAGAAGGGCUAUUUAACUAGAAUUUCAUUUCUGGCGACUUUUUGUGGGUUUUGUGGUGCCUGGUCACAUAUGUACUUAAUAAACCUGGGUGAAGAGGGGAAAUGUUUAAAGAUAAAUGCCAGUUGUGGUAACGAUCUCAAAAUGACUUUUUACAGAAUCCAAUUAUAAUGACCACCCAAGUGUCUGUUUGUAUGAAUAACAAAUAUGUGCCAAAGGAUUCUGCAAGAAAUUGUGUAAUUGCUGAGAAAUAAGCGCAGAUUCGGGCACUUCCGUCGGGUCUUUCUUCCCGCUUUAUAGUUUAGUUUACUCCAAUGAUGUUGUAGGACUAAGCCUGUUCAUCGAUCAAAUUAGAAUGUCUAUUGCUGCUCUCCUUCAGACAAAAUUAGAUGCGCUACUUAUGUUGGCAGGAGGGGUGGCAGGGGUAUCGUAGACAGCAAAAAAUUCCAUGAAAACACACGAGAAUCGAAAAUCACUCAAAAUCAUAGGCAAUCUUCUCCCAAUUCAAGCAAUUAUAAUAUACACUGUCCCACGUGUGCCUAUCUGUGUUGGUGAUCUUCAGUGUGAUCGUUUUUCAGUUUAGAUUUUAUGAUUUCACAAAGUUCAGUUUAUGUAACUGUACCAGAUCUAGAUCCACGAUGAUAUAGUAAUACUUAACGUUGGUUUUACAGACUUUCUCACAAAAUCAGUUUUACUGCAACUACUUUCAUUUAGCUUUAAGGACAUUGAAAAAAUUCAUGUUUAUUUUGUAAAAAUCAGAAGUAUUGAUAUUUUGAAGAUGAUAUUAAUUAUUCACCCUCCCGCAAUCAAGGGGGGGGGAAUUUCAUGAAACAAAUGGAGAUUUUCACUAUUUGUUAAAAGCUACUGAAAUCCUUGCAUCUGAUUGGCUCAGAACAAAUCGACAGUAAAAAAAAUCACUAUUUUCUUUAAAGAAUAUAUGCCUUCUAGAUUUCGGCUUGAAGUCUAAUUCUGAUCAUGGAGUAUUUAUAAGCCAUUGUUACUAAUGUUACAUGUGUACGUUUGAUUAGUACUCUUUUUUUUUCUAAUCUAAGAAUUCUUUUUUGGAGAAGGCUGGCAUCUCCUGAAGAAUUUUGAUUCCAACAAAUAAUCUGUUAUAAGCAGUACCUAUGUAAACUUAUAAGCCAGGGUUCAUAUACAUAUAAAUUAUCACAAUUUUCUGCCCUUUUUUUUCUACCAUGUAAAUGUGAUUAUUUGUGAUUUUUAAAUUUCAUAGAAUGAUUGCAAAUAUUGUAAUUUGAUCUGAUUCUUGAUAAAAACUUAUAUACAAAAAAAUAGAAUCUUGAUUCCAUAUACAUGUACAUGUAGUAGUAGUAUGUGUUCAUGAUGAACCUUCAUACAACUUUAUUAAUCAACAUAUCCUUAUGAGGUGUGUGCUUUUUCCCUGGGGUGGGGGGAGAGGCACUUCCAUUGACGAGUGGAUAUCAUGCGUGUCCAUGGGGUCCCGAAAAGCACCCUACAAGUAUUUUUCAUAUUCUGAAAAAUGCACCCCUUAACAAGUAUUGGCGUGUGAAACCCUACCCUUGACAAGUAUUGGAAACAAAACGAUACCCUUUGCAAGUAUUCCCUGAAUUGAACCCUAAACAAGUACAGCGAUAUUUUAAUUGUUAUAUGUCACGGACGUCGGUUUCACCUCUACCUACAUCUUUGAGUUUAAUAGUAUAGGGCCCACCUCCCACACCUCGCGCAAUCGGACUCUAUAAACACGUAGUGUUGACUAUUGGGGCAAAAAGUACAUCCUUUACAAAACAUUUUAGUCUUUUUGCCCUAAACACGUAGCUUUCCUAGCGAAAUAGAUAACCCUUUUUUCAUUAUUUUAGUGUUUUUGACACCCUUAUUACGUUACGUAUUAUAAUGUGCCCUAUCUUGAAAAAGACAUCCUUUUUUAUACAUGUUUUUUUUGUCGCGCAUGGUAUCCACUCGUCAACGUAAGUGCCCCCCAGCCCCGGGGCUUUAUCUAUUGGAUCAUGUAUAUAAAACAAGAAUACAUGUUUAGGCAGUAGCUGUAUAAGAAAAACAGAAUCAGUAUUAGUUCUAUAAUUCUCUAUAUUAUGUUCAAAAUAUCUGUACUAUAACUUUUAUGUCAUACAUCUAAAUCAGCCUAAUAUUUGCCAGGAAAUAAAUUUACAGGAGCCAACUCCUGACAUUAUAAACAUUUA
This is a messenger RNA of Lytechinus pictus (painted urchin), 7656 nucleotides long. RefSeq names its product O-phosphoseryl-tRNA(Sec) selenium transferase-like. Lineage: Eukaryota; Metazoa; Echinodermata; Echinoidea; Temnopleuroida; Toxopneustidae. The coding region runs from base 491 to 1906 and encodes 471 amino acids. The transcript is spliced from 6 exons. Gene Ontology annotation, molecular function: tRNA binding; O-phosphoseryl-tRNA(Sec) selenium transferase activity. The record is from RefSeq and is a predicted model, not a curated record. Gene Ontology annotation, biological process: conversion of seryl-tRNAsec to selenocys-tRNAsec; selenocysteine incorporation.